Messenger RNA from Glycine soja, 2667 nucleotides. Its product is annotated as protein STRUBBELIG-RECEPTOR FAMILY 8-like. The transcript has 16 exons. NCBI's taxonomy places the organism in Eukaryota, Viridiplantae, Streptophyta, Magnoliopsida, Fabales, Fabaceae. The record is from RefSeq and is a predicted model, not a curated record. Bases 291 to 2423 code for a protein of 710 amino acids. Gene Ontology annotation, biological process: protein phosphorylation. Gene Ontology annotation, molecular function: ATP binding; protein binding; protein kinase activity.
UUAUUUUCGCCGACACACACAAACUCACACACUCAAUGCUCUUGUGCUGCUUUUGCUUAUGAUAUUCUCUCUCUUCAUUACAUUCACCAAGCUUCGAAUCUCCAAUAUCUGUCCCUUUCUUUAAUGGCCUUGCCUUGUACAACCAGUCGCGAUCUGAAACUCAACUACUACGGUACUGCUGCUUCUACUUCUACCCCCAUUCUCCUCUUCUUUUUCUUCUUUUCAAUCUCUUUCGUCUCCAUGAUACUCUGCAUGUGCCUCUCCGCACCUGAACCACGCUUCUGACUGCAAUGGCUCGUGCCCGUUUCCCUCUUUCAAUCCUUCUCUCUCUGGUCUUCGUUGCUCUUCCUCUUUCCCUCGCCAACACUGACCCUUCUGAUGUUCAAGCUCUUGAGGUCAUGUACAAUGCGUUGAAUAGUCCAACUCAGCUAACGGGUUGGAAAAUCGGUGGUGGUGAUCCAUGUGGAGAGUCAUGGAAAGGGGUAACGUGUGAGGGAUCAGCCGUUGUUUCCAUUAAACUCUCAGGUUUAGGACUCGAUGGGACUCUGGGGUACCUGCUUUCGGACCUUAUGUCACUCAGAGAGCUUGACUUAAGUGAUAACAAGAUCCAUGAUACAAUUCCCUACCAGUUGCCACCGAAUCUUACGAGCCUGAAUUUUGCAAGAAAUAAUUUAUCUGGAAAUCUUCCUUAUUCCAUUUCUGCCAUGGUUUCACUCAAUUAUUUGAAUUUAAGCAAUAAUGCACUCUCCAUGACAGUUGGCGAUAUUUUUGCUAGUCUUCAAGAUCUUGGUACCCUGGAUCUAUCUUUCAAUAACUUUUCUGGGGAUCUUCCUCCUUCAUUUGUUGCAUUGGCCAAUCUUUCUUCUCUUUUCUUGCAGAAGAACCAGUUGACUGGGUCUCUUGGUGUUCUCGUUGGUUUGCCUUUGGAUACUUUAAAUGUUGCAAACAAUAAUUUCAGUGGAUGGAUACCCCAUGAGCUUAGUUCCAUCCGUAAUUUCAUAUAUGAUGGAAAUUCAUUUGAGAACAGUCCUGCUCCUCUUCCGCCAGCAUUUACUUCACCUCCUCCCAAUGGACCUCAUGGUCGUCAUCAUUCUGGAUCUGGUUCACAUAAUAAAACACAAGUUUCUGAUAAUGAAAAAUCUGAUGGCCAUAAGGGUUUGACAGUGGGGGCUGUCGUAGGCAUUGUUUUAGGUUCAGUGCUGGUGGCUGCCAUUGUGCUCCUUGCUCUUGUUUUCUGUAUCCGAAAGCAAAAGGGGAAAAAGGGUGCAAGAAAUUUUAGUGGGAGCCUUCCUCGUGGAGUUAUUAACGUAACUCCUCAGAUGCAAGAGCAGAGGGUAAAAAGUGCUGCUGUUGUUACAGAUCUCAAGCCUCGUCCUGCAGAAAAUGUGACAGUUGAGAGGGUAGCUGUAAAAAGUGGAUCUGUAAAGCAGAUGAAGUCCCCUAUAACUUCCACAUUAUACACAGUUGCUUCUCUCCAAAGUGCAACAAAUAGCUUUAGUCAAGAAUUUAUUAUUGGUGAAGGUUCUCUUGGCCGAGUUUACAAGGCUGAUUUCCCAAAUGGGAAGGUAAUGGCUAUUAAGAAGAUCGACAACUCAGCUCUGUCAUUACAGGAGGAAGACAAUUUUCUUGAAGCUGUUUCUAAUAUGUCACGCUUGCGGCACCCAAGCAUUGUGACAUUGGCUGGAUAUUGUGCAGAGCAUGGCCAACGACUUCUAGUUUAUGAGUAUAUAGCAAAUGGAAAUCUGCAUGACAUGCUCCAUUUUGCUGAAGAUAGCAGCAAGGCAUUGUCUUGGAAUGCCCGUGUACGCAUAGCACUUGGCACAGCCCGGGCUUUAGAGUACCUGCAUGAAGUGUGCUUGCCUUCUGUUGUACAUAGAAAUUUCAAAUCUGCAAAUAUAUUACUCGAUGAGGAGCUCAAUCCUCACCUGUCUGACUGCGGUUUAGCUGCUUUGACACCAAACACUGAGCGACAGGUAUCAACUCAGAUGGUCGGUUCAUUCGGUUAUAGUGCUCCUGAGUUUGCAUUAUCAGGAGUAUACACUGUAAAAAGUGAUGUUUACAGCUUUGGGGUGGUUAUGCUGGAACUAUUGACUGGUCGGAAGCCACUUGACAGUUUGCGGGUUCGAUCGGAGCAGUCACUUGUGAGGUGGGCUACACCCCAACUCCAUGAUAUAGAUGCCUUGGCCAAAAUGGUUGAUCCUACUUUGAACGGCAUGUAUCCUGCAAAGUCACUGUCACGCUUUGCUGAUAUCAUUGCCCUCUGUGUUCAGCCGGAACCCGAAUUUCGACCUCCGAUGUCUGAGGUGGUGCAAGCAUUGGUUCGGUUAGUGCAAAGAGCAAGUGUGGUUAAAAGACGACCCAGUGAAGAAUCUGGUUUUGGUCACAAGACCCCAGACCAUGAGGCCAUGGACAUGCCAUUUUAAAUGUUAGUGCCUUUAAGUGAUCUUUUACAAUUUUGUGCAGUAGCCCGGCUAAAAAAAUUACUACUACAGAACACAGGAAGGAAGGAGUAGAAAAAGUUUGUGAAAAUGUAUCAUCAAUCAAACAAAUUACGUGUUGGAAUUUUUCACACACCAUUUAAUACUCUGGAAAAUAAGCUGUAUAUUUUAAUUAACUUGCAAUGCUGUAAUAUAAUGUAAUUUAAUUGAAAGCCCAUUAUUGUUUCUA